Messenger RNA from Nannospalax galili (Upper Galilee mountains blind mole rat), 11207 nucleotides. It is a transcript of the gene Pdzd2, whose product is annotated as PDZ domain containing 2. Gene Ontology annotation, molecular function: protein binding. The record is from RefSeq and is a predicted model, not a curated record. The coding region runs from base 857 to 9364 and encodes 2835 amino acids. Lineage: Eukaryota; Metazoa; Chordata; Mammalia; Rodentia; Spalacidae. The transcript is spliced from 28 exons.
CGUGCGGCUCGGCGCGGCGGGCUGUGUGUGCCGGCUGCAGGACGCGGCUGGGCGGCUGCUUGCAGGCGCCCCCGGAGGCCGAGCCCCUCGGAAGACGUCGGGGACCGCAUCUUCCCUCCAGCGCUGUGGGAGACCCGCUGCGACGACAGCAGCUCCGGGCGGGCGCGGCGGCGGCACCGGUGGUGGCAGCGGCGGCGGCAGCUGCGCGGGGACCGCCGGGCGGCGCCUGAGUCUGGACGCGCGGCAGGCAGCGGGAGCCUCCACCAGCCGCGAGCAGGUAAUGCUUACACUGCAGGUUAGUGGACCAUGCUCUGAAGAGGAGUCCACACGAGUGAGGGGACAUCUUUACCAGGACCCAAGGCUCAGAGGUGUCCAUGCAAGUACUAGUAUUAAAAUAGGAAGAACUCUACCCAUCCUUAUGAUCGGAGAAGAAAUCAGAAUAGUUCUGGGACCAUAUAAAAUCUCUGCGACCAACUGCUACUGGAUGGUGUGAAUGAGCCCAGGGGAAGACAUGCUGUCACUGCUAAAGGAACAGCUGAUUUCCAUGUCAUUUGCAUGAACCCUGCUGUGAAAUGAACCUAGCAAUGACUUGCCUGAUACUUCUGAUACUUCCUCCCUCCCCUUGUUGAGCACUCCAGCACAUUGUUCCAGGGUUGUUUAAUUGUGUCCUGUCCUCCCUCUUGCCAAGGCAAACAUCCCAGUCUCACAGGAGGCGUCCCCAAGCUCAUCUGCCAGUCUGAACAUGAACAUGGGUAAAGCUAAUGAUAGUGAGCGCUCCCAAGGGACGUGGGGCACCACAGGGUCCAACCCUCAGGAACAGGACCUCUCAUGAUGCUAGUGGCCAGGAGUGAGCACCAUGCCCAUAACCCAGGACAAUGCGGUGCUACACCUGCCCCUCCUGUACCAGUGGUUGCAGAACAGCCUGCAGGAGGGCGGGGAUGGCCCGGAGCAGCGGCUCUGCCAGGCUGCCAUCCAGAAGCUGCAGGAGUACAUCCAACUCAAUUUGGCUGUGGAUGAGAGCACAGUUCUCCCCGACCACAGCCCCCCAGAGAUGGAGAUCUGUACGGUGUAUCUCACCAAGCAGCUGGGGGACACAGAAACUGUGGGCCUCAGUUUUGGGAACAUCCCUGUUUUCGGGGACUAUGGUGAAAAGCGCCGAGGGGGCAAGAAGAGGAAGACCCACCAGGGCCCUGUUCUGGACGUGGGCUGCAUCUGGGUGACAGAGCUGAGGAAGAACAGCCCAGCGGGGAAGAGUGGCAAGGUCCGGCUGCGGGAUGAGAUCCUCUCCCUGAACGGACAGCUGAUGGUUGGAGUUGAUGUCACUGGAGCUAGUUACCUGGCUGAGCAGUGCUGGAAUGGAGGCUUCAUCUACCUGAUCAUGCUGCGGCGCUUCAAGCACAAAGCCCAGUCGACUUACAAUGGCAACGGCAGCAACAGCUCGGAACCAGGAGAGACACCAAACUUGGAGCUGGGUGACCGAACUUCGAAGAAGGGGAAGAGAACAAGGAAGUUUGGGGUCAUUUCUAGACCCCCUAUCAGCAAGGAAUUCAAGAGCAGUGCUGGCUGUGAUUUGGCAGAUGACCCCAGCUCUGAGCUGGAGAACAGCACAGACCAGGAACUUGGAAAUGGGCAUGCCUUCGAGCUAGAAAAUGACCCGCAUUCUCUCAAGGAUGUGGCUGGAUCCCAUCUAGAGAGGUCAGAAGUGGACAGAGGAGCAGAGCAGACAAUCCCAAAGAUAGAUGUUCCUCUGGCCACCAGCAAUGACAAACGCCGCUUCUCAAAAACUGGGAAGACGGACUUCCAGUCCAGUGAUUGCCUGGCACGGGAGGAAGUUGGCCGGAUAUGGAAGAUGGAGCUCCUCAAAGAAUCAGAUGGGCUGGGAAUUCAGGUUAGUGGAGGCCGAGGAUCAAAGCGCUCACCUCACGCUAUCGUUGUCACCCAAGUGAAGGAAGGAGGUGCCGCUCACAGGGAUGGCAGACUGUCCUUAGGAGAUGAGCUGCUGGUGAUCAAUGGUCACUUACUGGUCGGGCUCUCCCAUGAGGAAGCUGUGGCCAUUCUCCGCUCAGCCACUGGGAUGGUGCAGCUGGUGGUGGCCAGCAAGGAGAGCUCUACAGAAGACCUCCUGAGGUUAACAUCGAAGAGUUUGCCUGACCUGACCAGCUCAGUAGAGGACAUGUCGUCCUGGACUGACAACGAAGACCAAGAGGCAGAUGGGGAAGAAGAAGGAACUGGCCCAACAGCCAUCCAGGGAGUGAUGCCGGGAUCAGAAGAGUCCCAGGAUGUGGGCAGCACUGAGGAAGCCAAGGGGAACUUAGACAGUCCCAAACAGGGCAGCAGUAAAAUGAAACUCAAGAGCCGUCUCUCAGGAGGUGUCCACCGCCUAGAGUCUGUUGAAGAAUAUAACGAACUGAUGGUGCGCAAUGGGGACCCCCGGGCAAGGAUUCUGGAGGUCUCCCGAGAUGGCCGGAAGCACUCUCUUCCCCAGCUGCUGGAUUCUACUGGAACAUCACAGGAAUACCACAUUGUGAAGAAGUCCACACGCUCCCUCAGCACCACCCACGUGGAAUCUCCUUGGAGGCUCAUUCGGCCAUCUGUUAUUUCCAUCAUUGGGCUGUAUAAAGAGAAAGGCAAGGGCCUUGGCUUUAGCAUUGCUGGAGGUCGAGACUGCAUUCGAGGCCAGAUGGGGAUUUUUGUCAAGACCAUUUUCCCAAAUGGAUCCGCUGCAGAGGAUGGGAGACUUAAAGAAGGAGACGAAAUCCUAGAUGUCAAUGGAAUACCAAUAAAGGGUUUGACGUUUCAAGAAGCCAUUCACACCUUCAAGCAAAUUCGAAGUGGGUUAUUUGUCCUGACUGUGCGCACAAAGUUGCUCAGCCCCAGCCUCACGCCCUGCUCUACCCCCACACACAUGAGUAGGUCUAGCUCCCCAAGCUUCAACACCAGUGUGGGAAUCUCAGUAGGAGGCUCUGAUGAAGGUGGCUCUUCAUCCCUAGGUCGGAAGGCUCCUGGGCCCAAAGACAGGAUCGUCAUGGAGGUCACGCUCAACAAAGAGCCAAGAGUUGGACUAGGCAUUGGUGCUUGCUGCCUGGCCUUGGAAAACAGCCCUCCAGGCAUCUAUAUUCACAGUCUUGCCCCUGGAUCCGUGGCCAAGAUGGAGAGCAACCUGAGCCGUGGAGACCAGAUCCUGGAAGUGAACUCCGUGAAUGUACGUCAUGCAGCAUUAAGCAAAGUGCAUGCUAUCUUAAGCAAAUGCCCACCAGGACCAGUUCGUCUGGUCAUUGGCCGACACCCUAAUCCAAAGGUGUCCGAGCAGGAAAUGGAUGAAGUGAUAGCACGCAGCACUUAUCAGGAAAGCAAAGAGGCCAACUCCUCUCCUGGCUUAGGUACCCCACUGAAGAGUCCCUCUCUUGCCAAAAAGGACUCCCUCCUAUCCGAAUCGGAACUCUCCCAGUACUUUGUCCAUGAUGGGCAGGGCUCCUUGUCCGACUUUGUGGUGGUCGGCUCUGAGGAUGAAGACCACACAGGAAAUGGCUGCGGCACCUCAGAGGAUGGCAGCCUGCCUCCCAGCCUCUCCACUCCCAAGGAGCCAGGGAAAGCCAGGGCCAACAGCCUUGUGUGUCUUGGAAGUCAGCGGGCCUCUGGGCUCUUACACAAACAAGUGACAGUUGCCAGGCAAACCAGUCUACCCGGAAGCCCGCAGGUGCUGAGGAAUCCUCUCCUCCGUCAGAGGAGGGUACGCUGCUAUGAUGCCAAUGAUGCCAGCGAUGAGGAAGACUUUGAUGGCGAGGGGGACUGCAUUUCACUCCCAGGAGCCCUUCCAGGUCCCAGCAGGCCUCUGAUGGAGGAUGACUUGAGGCCUGCCUCCACAAUCUCUUCCAAAAACAUGGGCACCAGCAGGCAGGAGGAAGGACCCCAGAAACCACUGGUCAGCAAGGCCUGUUCCGUGCCUCUGCUUGGCAGCUCACUGAACUUAGAAGACAGCAUCACUGAGGGAAUAGGGGGCACUCCUCACAAGGCAGCCAGCCUACCGGGCUCUGCAGAAGCUCCUAAGAGUGGCUCUGGAAGAAAGGAACUGUCAGGAUCAAGGAGUUCCCCCAAACUGGAAUACAAAGGCUCUGCGGACACCCAGAGCCCAAGGAGCCCAGAGAACCCCAUUUCUCCACCACAGAAGAAUGAAAACCUACUGUCCCGGCACAAGCCUGUGGCCAAAGUCAACCCACACUGCAAGAGGCCUGAGGCUGAGGUGGCCCUAACUGGCAGAGCAGAUGAACCGUGUGGUCAGGACAUGAAAGUCCAGGCUACUUCCCUCAAAGAGACUGUCACCAGCCGUCAGCCAAGUGGAACUGCAGAGAAGGAACCCCUGGGAAAUCCCACCCCUGGGGACAGAUAUGUCCCCACUGACUAUGGACCAGCCAGUACCCCAUGCCACCCAAACACUGGACUCCCCACACAGAACCUUCAGGCAGCUGCACCUGAGUGCGGGCCACACCCUGGGACUGGAUGGGAUGGCUCCCCAGACCACCUCCUUUCCCCAGGGAAGAACAGGGCAGCUCAUCCUGACUCCAGCAAGACCUCCACAGUCACAGAGCAAAUCCACCAGCCCAAGAACCUCAGCCAGCCUACAUCUCCCAGGGCCACAGAACCCCAGUCCCAGGGCAGAUCCACAGUGAAGCUGGCCAGCAAGUGGAGCACCCCUCCUGGGGAGAAAGCACCAGCUCCUGCCAACUUUAGCUCACCUCACAAUACCAGGAGUGUAGCUGUCCCCAGGAGCACAGGAGCAGCUCCAGCCGGUGCCAUCCCUCAUGUCUCCCUUGUAUCUCAGGAGAAGAGCCGAGGUGUUCCAGGUAACCACAGCAAGACCUUGGAAACAACAGGAGUCCAUCUACCAAAAAUCUCCAAGGAGGCUAUUCUGCUGGAGGACAUGGUUUCUGUGUCUGCGAGGACAGCACAUGCCAGCCCCUCCGUGCCAGUGGCCCAAAAUGCAUGUGGCAGUGUCUCAGAGCACUGCUGCCUAUCAGGGAACAAAGCAAGCCCUGUGACAGACAUUGACGGUUUCAUUAGGGAUGCAGAGGCCUCUGAGGCAAGGUCACAGUCUUCUCAGACAGCAGACUGCAGGGCUCACCAGGGCGGUUCUAGGGGCUGGCCACCAGCAAGAGCUGGUGGUGGCAGUUCCCACCAUGCCCAGCUAGUCUUGGAUGACCAGACACCAUCCCCAAGGAAGUCCUGGGAAUCAGGCCCACCCCCAGCCCCACAGUGGGCCUCCCAGCCUUCGGUUUUGGAUUCCAUCAAUCCUGACAAACAUUUUACUGUGAGCAAAAACUUUUUGAGCAACUACUCUAGAAAUUUUAGCAGUUUUCAUGAAGACAGUAUCUGCUUGUCAGGCCUGGGUGACAGUAAAGAGCCAUCACUCUCAUCCAUGUAUGGCAAUGCUGAGGACUCGUCUUCAGACCCUGAGUCUCUCGCUGAAGCCCCACAGGCUUCUGCUCGUUCUCAUGGGUCUUCUCAUAAAGAAGAUACUACUGAGUCUGAGGAGGAACAAAUAGAAAUUUGUUCUACAAAUGGCUACCCUGACACCCCACCGAUGACUGCCCAUGUUCCUGCACAGGCCGAACUCUGCCCAGCUUUAGCCAAAGUUCUACCAUUACAGCACAGUGCUCAGAGUGAACAGGUCGGGGACCCCUGCGAAAGAGCCUGCUUCUUGCCAGGAGCCUCACACCCUUCCAUCCCAACCUCUUCCCAGUCAUUUUCCUUCCUAGAUGUAAGCUCUCAGAAGCAUGAAACACUGAUGGAUGUUAAUGUCUCACAGAGCCAUGGACCCUUGUGCACAGGAGAAAUCAUGGCAGCGAGCAGUGUGAGCUCAGCCAUGGGGAGAAACCAACCUUCUGAAGUGACUGGGCAUUGUCACAACCUGCCAGUUACACUCAGCAACCUGAACAUGGUAAAUGGCUUGGGACGUGACCCGUUGGAUGAGGAAACCCCAAAUAAAGAAGCAGUUGUUGCUAGUACAGUGCAGCGUGUAUAUGCCCUGGGUGCAGAGGGUCCAAAAAAUGGAGAAGCUGUCCUGGCAAACCUUUACAUCUCCAAGAGUCGUGGCCUAGAGGACUUGCUACAGAAACCAAAAACGAUCUCCAGGAGGCCCAUCAUGGCCUGGUUUAAAGAAAUAAAUAAAAAUAGCCAAGGUAUACACUUACAGAACAAAUCUGAAAAGGACCACUCCAUGAUGCUAGCCAAAAGUCCUGACUCCAAAACUCAGAUGAUGAGUACAAACCACAGAAAGGAAGUUGCUGUGCCUAACAGCCCUCCUCCACUGAAACAGAAUCAUGACAAUAAAGACCUGCCCAGAAAAAGUUCAGCAGAAACACCCCUGAGUAACUGUCAAAAACCCAAGAGUGGCCCUAAGCUCAGGAGACUAAGCAUUAAAAACAAAAGCAAACCUGGUUCUGAGACCCCGGUGCCCAGCUCUGUGAAGGCUGCUGGACCUGACCACAGGAAGUCCUUGACUUCACCCCAGACCUCCCACAAAAUGCUUUCCAAGGCAGUAGCACACCAAUUCCACAUAGCUGACCAGCCUAACACCCCUGUGGACACCCCCAUGUCUCCCCAAUGUGUGCCAGAGAGCGAGCCACCCCUGGCAACCUCUGGGUCACUGAGGGCCUUGGCAUCAGACACAAGCAUCAAAAUGUUCACUUCGCCCCUGUCCUCCCCCAAGACACUUCCUGAGCAAGGUACAGGCAGCAGGCUCCACACAGCUGUCUGCUCAGAAUCUGACUCAAGUUGUCCAACCACUCCCAGGUCCCCUAGGUGGGGACUGGAGGGUAAGGUACCCCAUGCUGACUCCGGGUCAGUGAGUCCCACAGUAUCAAGGAACAGUGUGACUUUGGCAGGGAUCAGACAGAACGAGCUACUCACACCCAACCAAGUGGACUCGGCGUCAGAAGCAGCCCAGCCCAGGGAAAUCGAUGAGAAAGGAAGCAAAAGAAUUGCUAGCAAUCCCCUGGAGAGAACAAACCAGGUGAAAACAGUUGAGAUUUCUUCUGAAAGAAUGCCAAAGAAUGCGUGUGGUGACAAGCCAGCUGACGGUGACAGACAGGGAAGGUUCUUGGCUCAAAGAAACUGUCAGGAGGAGCGUGAACUCCAAUUCCAGCAGUUGGUGGAAUCAGCCCCAAAUCAGCCCUCAUCUACGUCCCAUGCACAGCAGGAAAUGCAACCAUCCCUCAGCAUGGCCAGACUGGCUUCCUCCUCCCCACAGCUGCCUGCCAGAAGGCCAGAUUCUUCCCAGGGAAGAGCAAGCCAGAUGCCAGAUGCUCUAGGAGUGCCCAAGGGGGGCACACCAAUGGGCCCUGGGGGUGAAGAGCACCCCUACUUCACACCAAGGCCGGCCACCAGGACUUAUUCCAUGCCAUCCCAGUUCUCAAGCCACUUUGGACGUGAGGGUUCUCCACACAGCCCAAGUCGCUCGCCUCAGGACAGCCAGGUUCCUGCGCCAAGCAGUAGUCUCUCUGAGGCAAAGGCAGUCAAAGGCCUGGCUAAUGGACAGGCUGUAUACAGUGUGAAGCCUCUGCUGGAAACGUCAAGGAACCUGCCACCCACAGAUGGAGAUGUCAGUGCUGUCCCUGAGACAAGCUGCCUCAUCUCUGACAAAGUCAAGGUCACCAGGAAGCAGCACUACUAUGAGCAGAGUUGGCCCCAUGAAUCUACCUCGUUUUUCUCUGUGAAGCAAAGGAUCAAGUCUUUUGAGAACCUGGCCAAUUCUGACCGGCCCACAGCCAAGUCCACAGCAUCCACACUUUUGUCUGUGAGCUCCAAGCCUCCCAUUAGCAGAAGGUCAUCUGGCAGCAUCACUACUUCAGGGAGCCUCAGUCACUCCACUGAUGCGGCAGCAAGGUCACUGAGGCGCAGCUUGAGUUCCUGCAGUGAAACCCAGAGCGAGCCCAGUGCCCUUCUCCCACAAAUGACCAAGUCUCCAUCCAGCAUGAUGCUGACUGUGUCCCGGCCGAAUCCACCUGAUACCAGUAACAAGGGCUCCAGUUCAGACCCAAAGAAAUCACUUGUCCCUUUGGGAAUUCCCACCCCCACAGUGACUCCAGCUUCGCCCAUCAAGAGGAACAAGUCCUCGGUGCGCCACACCCAGCCCUCACCCAUGUCCCGCUCCAAACUGCAGGAGCUGAGAGCCCUGAGCAUGCCAGACCUGGACAAGCUCUGUGGUGCUGAUGACUACUCGACUGGCCCAGGGGCUGUACUCUUCAGAACCCAGCUGGAGAUUGUUCCUCGGAGGUCCCUCGGCUCCCCAGCUAGCUCUCCAGCUGGCUCCCCGGCUCGAGGCCUCAAUGGAACAUCCUCUCUACUAUGUCCUGCAAAUCGUGGGACCAGAGCCUGCCUGGGUGUAAACAGCACUCAAGCCAGUGAGCCUGCAGCACCCAUUGUAGCCAGGGAAGGGAGUGAACCUGUGCAGCCCCUGUCUUGUGGAAAAAGCUGGUCAGUGAAUUUGGAUCAGCUUCUCGCCUCAGCAGGGGACCAGCAGAGAUUACAGGCUGUUUUAUCAUCAGUGGGGUCGAAAUCUACCAUUCUCACUCUCAUUCAGGAAGCGAAAGCACAAUCAGAGACUAAAGAAGAUACUUGCUUCGUAGUCUUGAAUAAAAAAGAAGGCUCAGGUCUGGGAUUCAGUGUGGCAGGAGGGACAGAUGGGGAGCCAAGAUCAAUCAUGGUCCACAGGGUGUUUUCUCAGGGCGCAGCAUCUCAGGAAGGGAGUAUGAGCCGAGGAGAUUUCCUUCUCUCCAUCAAUGGCACCUCGUUGGCUGGCUUGGCCCAGAGUGACAUCACGAAGGUUCUACAUCAGGCACAGCUGCACAAAUAUGCUCUUGUGGUCCUCAAGAAAGGGAACAGGCAGCCCAGACCCUCCUCCAGGCAGGACCCUCCCACAGCCAAUGGAAAGGAUCCACUUCCCAAGACCACCAUGCUACUGGAGCCUGGAACUGAACUCACAGAAAGCAGAGAAUGCAAGUUGGACAGGAACACAGCCAAGCAGCUGGCUCCCUCCUGGAAGGCUAACCCUGAUGCCAGGACCAAAGGGAGAAAUGGAGCUGCUCACGACGCUCUGUGUGUUGAAGUGCUGAAGACCUCAGCAGGGCUGGGAUUGAGUCUGGAUGGAGGAAAGUCCUCACUGUCUGGAGAUGGGCCCCUAGUCAUUAAAAGGGUGUACAAAGGUGGUGCAGCUGAACAAGCGGGAACAAUAGAGGCUGGAGAUGAAAUUCUUGCUAUUAAUGGCAAACCCUUGGUUGGGCUUGUGCACUUUGAUGCCUGGAAUAUCAUGAAGUCUGUUCCCGAAGGACCUGUGCAGUUGGUAAUUAGAAAGCACAGGAAUUCAUGAAUUUUAACUGGACUCUCCUCUUUUUGGUUUGCUUUUUACUUUAGCAAAUCAGAAUGACUUCUUUAAAUGAUGGGUUCUUGAAACAACAAACAGCAGCCUAGAUGGGGCCUAUACAAAUUCAAUGCCUGCACUCUAGCAUGAAGCCUGACCUAUUGUGUUGAGCAGCAAUGACAGUGAAAUUCCUCCACCGAGGCUGGGAGGAUUCACUCUGGUCCAGUGCCUGAACCCUCCUUUAUGUUGGCAGUGGGAUAAGGAGAUGGCAGGCCACUUCAUCUGAAACACCUAGCUGUAUCUUCACAUCCCUCCUGUCACCUCUCCCAACAUAGUCCUGGCAAGUAGGGUAACUCAAAUACCCCAGCGAAAAAGAUGUAUGUAGGUUUAUAUAAUUUUGUAAGUAAAUGACACAGUGCUUUUAGGUACAUUCAGUGAAAGGAGCCAUAGAUCUACGUAUGUUACCCUGAAAAGAAAAUGACACUUAUGAAUUAUGACCUAAUUAUUAGGCUGAGCUCAGGAAUUACCCAAACAAUGAAAAAAGAAAAAUUUAGAAAGUACUAUUUUUUAAUGAAUAUAAUGUAUAAUGUAUGGCUGCAGAGGUCAACUCGAUGGGUUGUGGACUAGGACGUACUGAUCAUUUUCUAUUUCUACAGUUUAAAUCCUACGGCUGUUUUACAGAGUAACAGUUCUGAUGAACUGUCCUAAAUGGCUGUGAGCUUCCCUGUCAGGAGUAGGAAGCGCCUACUCCAAGCACCUUGCAUCUAGUUUUCCAACUUGUCUUGAGACAAUGUUUGAAUUCAAGACUGGUCAAUACAAGAGCAGGCAAAACUGUCAGUCACUGGGUUUCCGUUUCUAGCUUACGUACUCCACCACCUUAAAAUUUUUAGAAGUCAAAUCUUUUUACAUUUAUAAACACAGGCAUUCUAUAUGAACUGAGGAGCUUAGAAUAAUUCUCUUAGGAAUUUCGGUUGGUUGGUUUUUCUCUUUCCCAACAUGCCUAAAGAAAUGUAGUUUGUAACUUCUAGGUCGCUUUACUUGGCUGCAAUAACAGAGCGCUGCAGUGGCUGAAGUUUUUGCUGUUUUGGUUUUCCUGUUUUGCAAAUUCUUCCUUUUGCCAAAACAGUGGUCCUGCAGAGCAUUCUGACUCCAGCUGCUUGUGGAACUCCAAGCCUGCCAUGAGCUGCUUCGGAGCCCUUCCCAUUCAAUGUGCCAUUCCUCGAGCCUCAUCGCAAAGCUGGCUUUUCUUCCUUUGCACUGUCCCUUGUUUUCUUAAAUUCCAAAGCCUCACCAGCGUUGUUUACCAAAACUUCACAAGAACGAGGAGGGCAAUGGAAAAACAGGGUGAGACAGGACGGUAGUAUUUGCAACCAAACCCUCGGGCAGCAUAGUCCUGGGGUUACAUUACAGGUGGUGACUGCACUUCUCAAAUCUUCAUGCACAAUGCUAAGAUUUUGUUGAUUUCUUUAACCUACAGUUGGGCCUAGGGUGAAUCAUGGUGGUACUAUGAGCUAUCUUCUUUGCACAUCCUUUUUCAGAGACUAAUCCUGCUGGCCACCUGUAGAGCAGGCCCGGAGAGGGCCCUCAGGUGGGAGCAAAAUACUGGCUAUUUUCAACAGGAUAUACAAAGGAAAAUGUAGUUCAGGAGUUAGCUAGAAAAGCCUGCUUGAUUUAGCUUAUACUUUUCAUUACAGUUACAGGUAGGAUACUUAUAAGAUGUCAGUGCAAGGUGCAUGCUAGAUUGUUGUUUCUGUCUCUGGCGUCAGUUUCAUGGUUUCCGCUUUCUUACCUAAGUGACCACUUGAAGUCAGCAUGGAAAGCCAUCUUUUGCCUCCACUCUUUUACAGCUAUG